UAAUGUUGAAGAAGUUUUUAUUAAGCAAAACAACAAAUCUACGAAAAAACUUGCAAAUUCAUAAAAAAAAGUUAUUCCAAAGGUUCAACGUGAUUGCCAUCUAGCUGCUGUUAUAGUUUGGUGGUGAGUUUCCCUAAAAGCCGUUAUGCCUCUCCACUUCUUUGAAAAAAGGAAACGAUUAAAACUGGGACAAACGUGUACCAGCAGGAUGUUUUAAAAGGUGUGGUGAAGCGGUUAAGCAAUACUCUCUUCGAUGCUGAGCACUGAAUUCUUAAAAGCAAUAUUCAUCGUUUCAUAGCUGCAGUUGGUUGGCCGUCUGGAAGUCCAGAUUUGAAUCCAAUGGACUACCGUUUGUGAUUAAAGUUGGAGAUUAUGGCCUCGAAUAUUCCACAGAAAUUUGAUGAGUCUCAAAAAAUGUUUAGUUUGAACAGCGUCGUCAACACUAAUAGAAACUAUGCGUGCUGUCAUUGUUCAAUGGCCGAAUCGUUUGAGGGCUUGGGGGAAAGCAAAAAGUGACCAUUUCGAAAAAAAUUGUGUACGUCUAUUAAAUAAAAAUAACUUUAGUAGUAAAUGUAUUAUAGUUUCAUAUUUAUAAGGGCCUAAACUUAUAACAGAACUUAUGGAAGGACUAAGUAUAAAACAUAAAAAUAUAAAACAAAGCAGGAACCAUCAGGUCCAGCUAUAUAUCAAAAUCAUUAAACUUUGCCGUAUGAUUUGACUAUGAAAAUUUAUAUUAUAUGUGGUUGUAUAUAAUACAUAAUAUUGAUCUAGGAAAAGCAAAAAAUUAAGUAAUAGGACUACACUUUCAACCACCCUGUAUGUGCCACCAGCUGAUCUAAAUGAAUAGCAUAAAUUUUUCAUUCGACUAACUGUCAAAAAGUUCAUCUGCACAACCAAAGAGAGGUUAUCUAAAUUUUAUAAUAACAAAGUACAAAGAAUUAGUUAAAAUUGUUUACUAGUAGAAGUUUUUAAUUAAAAAUGGUAUCACCUACACUUGCACUGUUUGUACGAUCUAAGGGUCCUGAUGAAUUCUGGCGAAAGCGAAGGAUAUUCAAGCUUGCGGCGCACUUUCGUGGACGAAAACGUAACUGCUAUUCUGUAGCAGUACGCUAUGUGCAUCGAGCUUUAGUUUAUGCCACAAAGGGUCGUAAGCUGAAGAAAAUGGAUAUGGCAGAGUUGUGGAAUAAACGUGUGCAAGCCGGUUGUGAACAGUAUGGAAUCACACUUGAAACAUUCAAGGAGACACUUUCGCGCAACAACAUUUUAUUAAACAAAAAAGCCUUAGCCGAUCUUGCUAUUUGGGAACCAAAGUCAUUCGAAUCAUUAGUUAAAUUAUCCAGAGAGCGGGCUGUUGUGGAUACCUUACCAGGCUUAACAGAGCGCUCGGCAAUGAACCAAGUUUAUGGCCUGGCCAACUUAAAGUUAGAUUAAUCUCAACUAGUGAUUAGUAUGAUUAAUUGGCGUACUAUGCUUACAAAUUUUAAUAAAAGUAUAUUUCCAGAAACAAAGCGUAAAA
Messenger RNA from Bactrocera oleae (olive fruit fly), 1516 nucleotides. RefSeq names its product mitochondrial ribosomal protein L20 (gene mRpL20). Gene Ontology annotation, cellular component: mitochondrial ribosome. NCBI's taxonomy places the organism in Eukaryota, Metazoa, Arthropoda, Insecta, Diptera, Tephritidae. The record is from RefSeq and is a predicted model, not a curated record. Gene Ontology annotation, biological process: ribosomal large subunit assembly; translation. Gene Ontology annotation, molecular function: rRNA binding; structural constituent of ribosome.